CUCAAGUCCGACAUAAGCCACUGAGCCUCUCCGCACACACUCACACAGUCUCUCUCUUUCUCUCCCCACAUUCCACAGUCCCAACAGUGGAGAGAGAAAUGAUGAGAUGAGAUGAGAUGAGACAGAUUAGAGAUACAGACACUGCCAUUACUGACGUCUACGGUUUCCUCUUCUUCCAACUAGCUCACAGCCAAAAAGCAACGAACACAACAAAGUGAAGCAUACCUCCGUUUCUCCCUUUUGUCCCCAUUCUCGCCUCCGUACUCAUCCUCAAAGUCUGUUUUGGGUAAUUGAGAUCAGCAGUCAAAGAAAUGGAUGGAAAUCAUCAAAUGGAGGUGCAUUACAUGAAUACUUUUGGCUAUCCUUAUAAUGCUUCAGACAGUUUUGUGGACUUUUUUGGAGGUCUUCCACAAGCCCCUUUACCUUAUAUUCACCCUCCUCCACCAAUGCCUCAUGAUCAUCAGGAAUCUGCAUAUUGGUCAAUGACUAUGAAUUCUUACAGAUUUGGGUUAUCUGGCCCAGAAAAUGCUCCCUAUUAUAGCCCUUAUAUUGUAAAUGAUGACUUUAUGAGGAUGGACUACAACCGGAGACCAUGGGAUUAUCCUUCUGUUAUGAAUAUACAAGAACCGCCAGUUGUAGAUAUGCCUUCGGAAGAGAUCCAAGCCCCCAGUAUGGAGGCGAACCCAGCCCCCAGUAUGGAGGCCAUCCCAGAAGAAUCUCAAACCUCUGCAGACAACAUUAAUCAGCAAGAUUCUGGUGGUACUCAGGCUGUUUGGGAAGAUAAUAUUGAUCCUGACAACAUGACUUAUGAGGAAUUACUUGAGUUGGGCGAAGCAGUUGGGACUGAAAACCGGGGACUUUCACAAGAACUUAUUGAUUUACUUCCGACCUCAAAGUACAAAUCUGGGGGAAUUUUCUCCAAAAAAAGAUCUACUGAGAGAUGUGUCAUCUGCCAAAUGAGGUACAAAAGAGGGGACCGGCAAAUAAAUUUGCCAUGCAAACAUGUAUACCAUGCCCAUUGUGGAUCGAAAUGGCUCAGAAUUAACAAGACAUGCCCAAUAUGCAACACUGAAGUAUCAAGUGAAGAAUCCAACCAAUGAAGAUUUCAAAUAUCAAAUGGCAAAAUAGAUUAACAUCUGCAAAGUUUUAUAGAUCUGCAAUAGUUUUCCCCUUUUAACAUACAUAGAGCUAGUUUAUUUUUGACCUUGUUGUUAUAGUUGGGUUUAGAAUUUUGUAAUGUAGAAGUUUAUAGUAGCUUUUUGUACAAGGGAAGCAAUGGAACAGGAAGCUUGAAGGAUAUAGGUCCUUGAAUGCUUAUUGAUGAUUAGCUCCAUGCUGUCUUCAACAGUUUUAUUGAUUAGCUUGAUAGCUUCAGGGGAAAUAUAUUUCUUGCUGCCGGAAGCUAAUGGAAAAAGUUGAUCGAUUUGCUUCA
Coffea arabica (coffee) is the source of this 1432-nucleotide messenger RNA. Its product is annotated as E3 ubiquitin-protein ligase BIG BROTHER. NCBI's taxonomy places the organism in Eukaryota, Viridiplantae, Streptophyta, Magnoliopsida, Gentianales, Rubiaceae. Gene Ontology annotation, biological process: floral organ development; negative regulation of organ growth; protein ubiquitination. Gene Ontology annotation, molecular function: ubiquitin conjugating enzyme binding; ubiquitin-protein transferase activity. The record is from RefSeq and is a predicted model, not a curated record.